UACUUAUGCUAUAGCUGCAGAACUUAUUGUUACGGCGGACGAUAAUGUCGAGUACAUUCUAGAAUGUGUAAAAGAAAAUACUCUCGAACUUUUCCGAAUAUGCUAGAGCCUAGCUCUCUGAAUAUAUAAGGGCCCGGUAUCACCCGCCAGAGUUAGUUCGAUUUGAAAAGCGAUUGCGAAAGGAACUGAAAGAAGUUAUCUGUGAGCAUUUAUUUUGAAGUAUCACGUGUCAGUAUUUUUAAUAGUGUGUUUAAUUAAUUCUCGAUUUUGAAGCCGAGAAGAAAAAAGUCGUCUGUGAGCCUUUAUUGUGAAAUAUCAAAUAAUACAAUGCCUAGACGUAAAAAAGGAGGAGAUCUUGCCAGUUCUGCAGCGAAACGGCGGAAACAAAAAGAACAUAGAAGAAAUGAAACGGAAGAAGAGCGCGAAGCACGUUUACAAAAUCAACGAACUAGGAUGAGAACUCUGAGAAGCACAAAAAAUGAAGAAAGAAAAGAGAACGAAAGUAUAGAAGAAUCGAGAAUUUUAAAAGAUAAUUUAACAAAGGAAGCAUUCCACUACGAACCGACGAAAAAAUAUUACAAUCAUAAACAUGUUGUGAUCGGAAAAAUGGAUAACAUUUGCCAAUUUUGCCACGCGAAAAAAUUCAGUAAAGAAACAGCAGGUCUCUGUUGCAUGAAUGGAAAAAUUCGACUACCACCACUGGAAGCACCUCCACAGGAAUUUCUACAUUACAUGACCGGGGAAACACAAGAAUCAAAACACUUUCUUCAAAAUAUAAGAUUAACCUCAAAGAACCCUGCUUCUCUCACGGUCAGCUAUAUGUAGCUUGCUCAAGGGUAGGAAAUCCGAAAAAUCUAUAUAUAUAUAUAUAUAUAUAUAUAUAUAUAUAUAUAUAUAUAUAUAUAUAUAUAUAUAUAUAUACUCCAGACAAUAAAAUGAAAAACGUUGUUUAUAAGCAAAUAGUGUGAGCGAAUGUUUUCAAUAAAUUUUUUUACUAUUACGUCAUAGUUUAUUUUUUUAUUGCAACUACCGCGUAAUCUCAUAUCAACUCCCGGGCGAAGCCGGGUAUUAUAGCUAGUA
Messenger RNA from Diabrotica virgifera virgifera (western corn rootworm), 1080 nucleotides. RefSeq lists its product as uncharacterized. Lineage: Eukaryota; Metazoa; Arthropoda; Insecta; Coleoptera; Chrysomelidae. The transcript is spliced from 2 exons. The record is from RefSeq and is a predicted model, not a curated record. Bases 328 to 825 code for a protein of 165 amino acids.